Tachysurus vachellii is the source of this 3732-nucleotide messenger RNA. RefSeq names its product neutral sphingomyelinase (N-SMase) activation associated factor (gene nsmaf). The transcript has 31 exons. The record is from RefSeq and is a predicted model, not a curated record. NCBI's taxonomy places the organism in Eukaryota, Metazoa, Chordata, Actinopteri, Siluriformes, Bagridae. Bases 208 to 2940 code for a protein of 910 amino acids. Gene Ontology annotation, molecular function: protein binding.
GUUUCCAACGCCUGAAAUCGGAGUGUCGACUCUUUAUGUGAUCGACUCCUGGUCACACCGACAUGCGCACCAAAGACCAGAGAAAAAGAGAGAACAAAAACAAACGAGCGCAUUGUUCUUUCUCAGAGGUAGUUCAAGACAUAUCGAUCGAGCUGUAUCUAGUUCCGGGAGUUGAGGGUCUGAACUCUGUUUGUCCCGCAGUGCAUCAUGGCGUUCAUCAGAAAAAAGGAACGCUGCAAAGAGAGGUUUUCACUGCUCUUACUAGACCUGGAGGAAUAUUAUUUUGAACAACACACUGCAUAUAAAAUGACUGCACUCCCAAACAGAAAUAUUCGAGGCUCUCUAAAGAUCUGUUCCAAAUCAGUCAUUUUUGAGCCAGAUGAGACGACGGAGCCGAUUUUAAAGAUCCUACUGAAAGACUGCCGGCGGAUAGAAGCGGUGGAGGAGAAUGAGCCGAACCCUUUUAAAGAAACCAAGCCAGCAUCUCUGCUUAUGGAAACCAAGCAGGUUUUUCUUAUUAAAGAGGAGAAUGCUGUUGCCCCGUACAAAUACGAAAGGGGAGAAAGAAGUGUCAUGUUCCAGCUGGAGGUGCCUAGAAAAACAGAAGAUGUUGUCCAGACGUUGCUUCAGCUACAUAGAGCAUCGUGUCUGGACAAGCUGGGGGACCAGACUGCCAUGAUCGCUGCAAACUUGCAGUCCAGGUUGGCGAGAACAUCUUUUGAUAAGAACAGCUUUCAGAGUGUGUCUGAGACCCCACAUAUGGAGUGUGAGGCUGAGAUGGUGACCCCUCUGGUGACCAACCCUGGUCAUGUCUGCAUCACUGACCACAACCUGUACUUCCAGCCCCUUAAUGGUUACCCUGAUUCAGCGGUGCACAUCGGGCUUCACAGUGUCCGGCGCAUCUAUAAAAGGAGACAUGGCCUGCGACCGCUGGGACUGGAGGUGUUUUGUACAGAGAACGAUCUUUGUUCAGAUAUCUAUCUAAAGUUCUACAAUACUAAAGACAGGGACGAACUUUACUAUUACAUUGGCACUUUCUUAGAGAACCACAUAGUAGAGCACACAGCAGAGAGUUACAUGCUGCAGUGGCAGAGGGGACAUAUCUCCAACUACCAGUACCUGCUGCACCUUAACAACCUGGCAGACCGCAGUGUUAACGAUCUCUCGCAAUAUCCUGUGUUUCCUUGGGUCCUCAGUGACUAUACUAGCCCACAGCUGGAUCUGUUGAACCCUGCCUCUUUUCGGGACCUCAGUAAACCAGUGGGAGCUUUAAACAAAGAGAGACUGGAAAGGCUACUGGAGCGUUACAAGGACAUGCCUGAACCUCGUUUCAUGUAUGGUAGUCAUUACUCCUCUCCUGGAUAUGUCCUCUUCUACCUCGUUCGAGUGGCACCAGAGCACAUGCUGUGCUUGCAGAAUGGCCGUUUUGACCACGCAGACCGAAUGUUCAACAGUAUUGGAGAUACCUGGAAGAACUGCUUAGAAGGGGGCACUGACUUUAAAGAGUUGAUUCCUGAGUUCUAUGGAACAGACACCAAUUUUCUGAAGAACAUCUUGGGGUUAAAUCUGGGUCGGAGGCAGGGUGGAGGGCGAGUAGGAGAUGUGGUACUUCCUUCCUGGGCCACAGAUGUGGAUGACUUUCUUCAGAAGAUGCGCUCUGCUUUGGAGAGUCAGUACGUCUCAGAGAAUUUGCACGAGUGGAUCAAUUUAAUCUUUGGUUACAAACAGAGAGGGAGUGAAGCUGUUGGAGCCCACAAUGUUUUUCACCCAUUAACAUAUGAAGGUGGCAUCGACUGUGACAGUAUCGAGGACCCGGAUGAGAAGAUAGCGAUGCUAACACAGAUUCUGGAGUUUGGUCAGACUCCCCGACAGCUUUUCACCAAACCUCAUCCUCAACGCAUCACACCUCGAUUCCACAACGUCUCUGCAGGGACGAGCCUCAGCACAUCGCCCAAUGACCUCUCACCAGGUUCUCCCAGUAUGGAAUCGUUUGAGGAUCUGACAGAGGAAAGUAAGACACUUGCGUGGAGCAACAUGAACAAACUCACACUGCAGUCCAGUCACAAGAUACACAAAGAACCAGUGACCGGAAUUGCAGUGACUUUAAAUGGUGUGUCCAUUUUUACGACAUCUCAAGACUCUACUUUAAAGAUGUUUUCUAAAGAAAGCAAGGCACUACAGAGGAGCAUGUCCUUUUCCAACAUGGCAUUGUCCUCUUGUGUGAUAUUACCUGAGGAUAAAACCGUAGUUUGUUCUUCAUGGGAUAAUAACGUGUACUUUUAUUCAAUAGCAUACGGAAGGAGGCAGGACACACUCAUGGGUCAUGAUGACGCUGUGAGUCAAGUUUGCUGGAGAGACGACCAGCUCUACACAGCAUCGUGGGACUCUACUGUAAAGGUGUGGAAGUGUGUAGCCUCAGACAUUUCCAACAAUAAAAGGACACAGUUUUUGCUGCUGGCCGAGUUGGAGCACGAGGCCGGGGUUAACACUAUAGCUCUAAAUCCUGCUGGUACGCUCUUGGCAUCGGGCACAAAAGAGGGCACUCUGAGUGUUUGGGAUAUUGCAAGUUUCUCCGUCCUGCAUCAUCUGACCUGUCAUUCUGAAAAGAUCCACCAAGUGGCCUUUAGUCCUGACAGUCGAAACAUCCUGAGUAUUGGUGAGGAUUUGUAUCUGAAGGUUACAGACGUACAGACAGGCACAACACUUGCUGCAGUACUUGCAGAGGAAGAACAGAGGUGUUUUUGUUGGGACGGCAGCAUUGUGUUGGCUGGAGGUCAGUCAGGGAACCUGCUGAUUUGGGAUCUUCUUGCUAGCAAGAUCACACACAGGAUCCCUGCUCAUUCUGGUCCUGUCACUUGCAUUUGGAUGAAUGAGCAGUGCAGCACUGUCAUUACAGGAGGGGAAGAUAAACAGAUCAUAUUGUGGAAACCCCAGUAUUAGGACGCACAUACACACACACACACACCAAAAUGACCACAACUAAAUGUGCUGGACACAAGAAUUCAGUUUGAAGUGUCAUUUUCACCCAGCUGCUCUACCUGUGAGCAUAAAUAUGAUCCUGAGCAGUUACUACAUUCCUACUACAAAUCUGAAAGCCAUUACACAAACUGAAUCAGGAAUUUCAUUUUACUUGUGCUCUUAUUCCAAUGAAAGUUAGUUUGAUAUUUAAAGUGUAAAAUGGUGUUGCCUUUUUAUUGUUUUAUAUUAGUUUUAUCGCUUUCAUUUUUUUUUUUUUUAAGAAGGAAUAUAAUGCCAUGUUUAUAAAUGAGUGCGUCGUGGAAUAGGUGGCUAUAUAUCGUGGAUCCGUUUACCUCAUUUACCUGCAGAAAUCAAAAUAUUAAUUGCCCAGAAACUGCCCAGAAAAAAUUCGUUUGUCUGUCAUGUUAUAAAGUCGACCUGUCCCCAGAAUUCCAGUCUCACAAUUUGUAAUGAUGAUUUAAAAGGUUUGUGAAUGUCAGCAACUGCAUGUUUUGUUUUUUUUGUUUUUUUCAUUGUUUACUUUCGUUUAAAUAAAAUGAUCAUUUGACUUGGGUUAUAUUUAUGCUCACAAUAAAUACACAUUGCAAAAGCGUUAAAUAAAAAAUAUUUAUCUUACAGCAGCUGGCUUUUUUUGUGUAGUAUGUAAUGUACAUAAUUUAAAUAUGAAAAAUAUUAAUAACUGGAUUGCGUGCAUACUAUAUAAUUACACCGUUAAAAAUAGUGUCAUGUAAAUAAAAUAAAAUGUAAAACAUU